This is a messenger RNA of Pseudonaja textilis, 483 nucleotides long. The record is from RefSeq and is a predicted model, not a curated record. NCBI's taxonomy places the organism in Eukaryota, Metazoa, Chordata, Lepidosauria, Squamata, Elapidae.
UGUCCCCUUUUCCUUCCUUUUAGGUGGACCCUGCCAAUGGCGAUGUCCAUCAUUCACCGCGGGACUGGCGUGGGGAUGAGUUUAGGUGUGUCGCUCUUCGCAUUAAGUGCCUUGGUCCUUCCUGGACAGUUUUCCGACUACCUGGAUAUGAUUAAGUCGCUCAGCCUGGGAUCCGCUCUAAUUUAUUCUUCCAAGUUUGCCUUGGCCCUUCCUCUAACCUACCACACCUGGAAUGGGAUUCGGCAUCUGGUAAGCGGGCUUUUGAGCAGCCAAUACAUACCACUAGUAUGUCGGCCUCGCGGGGCAAACCAGAGAGGAGACCUGACCAGAGAUGAGUUAAUCCUGCUUUAUGGCAAAGCUCCAUUGACGGAAUCUUGCCCGUGUGAAUGUACAAUUCUCCCCCUCUUUUACAGCCUGAGAAACUCGGAUCUCCCGGGUCUCCUCGGAGUUUCCUUCUCUGCCCAUGAUCAGCUGAGGGCUCAG